GCAAACUUUAAAUGUUACCCUAGCUUCGAUUUUGAAUGUGAAUAGCCUUAACGUUAGCUAGCCAGCUUUGUAAAUAGUACCCUAUUUUUAAUUAGCCAGUUAGCUAAUACUGAGCUUUACCUGUCUGCUGGCUACAAGUUUAGUUUCGGGGCGCGUUAAAUUUAGUUUGAUGAAUGUAUGUCUUUAAUGAGAUACUUGGUGCAUUACGUCAACUUGAUGUCCUUUUGCCAGUUACUCCUGAUGCUUUUGUUAUGAUCGUGGACUUGAAUUAGCAACUCUUAAGUAGCAUAGCUUACUAUCCAGCAGCCCUACUGGUACAGCCAUUGUGCGUUAGCUCAGUAAUGCUAGCUGUCUUGCAUAUGGACUUGUUGGUUGUGAUGUGCAUCCUCGUUUUAAUGCAAAUGUGACCGCUGUCAAGGAUAUACGUUUUAUUUUCUUUUAUAUUAAUAUGCGGUGGGUGACCUCUCUAAACCUCACGUAACUUCACCAAAGUGGGUACAAGGUGAUGCAUGAAGACCAGGUACAUUCAAGAGGCAUAAAGCCUGUCCCCUGUGCGCCUUUGAGGACAUGUCAUUUCCAGCAGUAUGCAUCCUGAUGGCAGAAGCAGCAGCAGUGCCGAUGCGCCCAUGCCACGCGCCGUCUCCUCAGUCUAUUCAUCUUUUAGAGUCUUGCCCGCUCUUACCCUCGGAAUCGCAGCGGCUGUAUUCUUCCAGUUUGGGUAUGGGGGACUCACCUUAACGUCAUUUUUUCUCAAGCUAUUUAUUUACGUGUCAUUCGCGUUAUUUUGUUUUCUCUUGGGGAGCUUUGGGCUCCUUGUGAAGAAGAGCCCUCCUAAAAUCAGCAGGUUUGACACUUCGAAGAGACAGUGGUCAAACCUUUCAGACGUAUUCAGCAAAUUAAUGGGACGUUUUUCAGUGCCUCUGCUGGAAUCAGCACAAACCAGACGGGUGGUGGUGUCACACAGUGUGGAUAAGGCCCUUAAAGAAGUGUUUGAUUACAGCUACCGAGACUACAUCCUGUCCUGGUAUGUGCCCUUGAGUCGGGAUGAAGGUCAGCUUUAUCAGAUGCUGUCUGAAGACUUUUGGGAAAUGACCAAACAGCUGAGGGGCCGUCUGGCUGACAUCGACGUGGUGAACGUGGUCUGCAAUGACACGGUCAAGACGCUGCACGCUCACUUCUGUGACCUCAAAGCUGCCAACACAAGGCAGGAGGAAUUGCCCAAGCCAUUCCCUCUGCAUCCGUGUCUGUGCAGUCCCGAGGAAGAACUGCGUUUCCUGCGCUGCUGCUCACGACUGCUCAUGCUCUGUCUGCUCCCCUCCCGAGACGCCCGAUCUCGCAGCCUACGCGUCGUCCUGGUUGAGAUCAUCGCCACUAAAGUGCUGAAGCCACUGGUGGAGGUGUUGAGUGAUCCUGACUAUAUAAACCGCAUGCUGCUCGCCCAGCUGGAGCACAGAGAGCAGGUGAAUGAACACCAUAAGAAGGCCUACACCUACGCCCCCUCCUACGAAGAGUUCAUCAAACUCAUCAGCAGCAGUUCAGACAUCGACUUUCUCAAACAACUCAGGUACCAGAUUGUGGUGGAGAUCAUUCAAGCAACAACCAUCAGCAGCAUUCCCCAGCUGAAAAAACAGAAAGACAGUAAAGGAAAAGAGACAGCUGCUAUGAAGGCAGAUUUGCUGAGGGCCAGAAACAUGAAACGCUACAUCAACCAACUGACAGUGGCUAAGAAACAGUGUGAGAAGAGGAUCCGCUUGCUGGGUGGUCCUAACUACGAGCAGCAGGAGGAUGGGGCUCAGGAUGAUGGCGAUGGGCCACAAAGCCAGAAGAUCCUUCAGUUUGAAGAGAUUAUGUCCAAUUCAAUGUUCCGGGAACACUUCCGUGUUUACAUGGAGCGCGUGGACAAGAGAGCUCUCAUCAGUUUCUGGGAGUCAGUGGAAACGCUGAAGAGUGCCAAUAAGAAUGAAGUGCCCCAACUGGUGGGGGAGAUCUACCAGAACUUCUUUGUGGAGAGCAAGGAGAUCCCUGUAGAGAAAGCACUGUAUAAAGAGAUCCAGCAGACCCUGGUGGGUAACAAAGGCACCGACGUGUUCCACAAGAUCCAGGGUGACGUUUACGAGACGAUGAAGGAGCGCUAUUACCCCUCCUUCCUGGUGAGCGACCUGUACGAGCGUCUCAUCAAACGAGAGGAGCAGCGUAACAGCUCUCAGUCCAGCAGCGAGGACAAGGAUGACACCUGCCAAGCUAUGGAGGGUGCGGACGUGGGCGUGGAUGAGGGCAGUAAGGGCAUCAACGAGCAGGCGAGCUACGCUGCCAACAAACUGCGCCAACUCUACGAUAAGCUGGAGUACAAACGCCAAGCGCUCGGUUCAAUACUGAACGCACCCAAGCCUGACAAAAAGAUUGUGACGAAGCUGAAAGAGGAGAUCGGGGCAAUGGAGAAGGAGCACAGUGACCUGCAGCUGCACAUCUCACGCACAGACUGGUGGUGUGAAAACCUGGGCACGUGGAGGGCCGUCAUCAGCGGCGCCGAGGCUGCUGAGGAGAACGGUGAGCAGAUGCCCAGUUACUCGGUGGUCGUGAGUCUCCUGGAAGGAGACGACUCGAAAAACAGCCGCUGGACUGUCGUCAGGAAACUUAGCGAGUUCCAGGCACUACACAGGAAGUUAACGGAGUGUUUUCCUUCCUUGAAAAAAGUCCAGCUUCCCUCACUCAGUAAACUGCCAUUUAAAUCUGUUGACCAAAAAUUCCUCGAGAAAUCCAAAAACCAACUCAAUACCUUCUUACAGAAAAUGCUGACAGAUGAGCGGAUGUGUCAGAGUGAAGCUCUAUACGCCUUCCUCAGCCCCUCACCAGAACACCUUAAGGUCAUCGACAUUCAGAAGAAGUCCUCCUUCUCUCUGGCCUCAUUCCUGGAAAGAUUGCCUGGAGACUUCUUCUCACACCAGGAGGAUGAAGCUGAGGAUGACAGCGACCUGUCGGACUACGGUGACGAGUCAGACGGGAAAAAAGACGCCCUGGCAGAGCCCUGCUUCAUGCUCAUUGGAGAGAUCUUUGAACUCAGGGGCAUGUUUAAAUGGGUGCGGAAGACACUAAUUGCACUAGUCCAAGUCACCUUUGGACGAACCAUAAACAAACAGAUCAGAGAUACGGUGAACUGGAUCUUUAGUGAGCAGAUGUUAGUUUAUUAUAUCAAUGUUUUCCGGGACACAUUCUGGCCCAACGGGAAGCUUGCACCCCACAAUCAAGUCCGGUCAGACUCGGAGCGGAGAGAGACCAAGGAGAGAGCACAACAAAAGCUGCUAGACAACAUCCCAGAUGCACUACAGAAUUUAGUGGGCCAGCAAAACGCCAGAUAUGGAAUCAUUAAGAUCUUCAACGCAUUUCAGGAAGCCAGUGCCAAUAAGCAUCUGCUAUAUGUUCUUCUGGAAAUGCUUCUCAAAGAACUGUGCCCUGAACUGAGCGCAGAAAUGGACCAACUCUGAUGACAUACAUACAUACAUACGUACAUACAUACAUACAUACGUACAUACAUUCUCACAGAAGGACUGGAGUCACCUCAGCUUCAGUCAUCCUGUUUUACAUUCAUGUGCUUGAAAAUCCUUUUUUUGUUUGUUUGUUUUUAAUUUCUGUAUCACUAUCUGAACAUACUUGAGGACCUAGUAGCACUGAAAUUAGGGAGCUUCUUGAAAUUCAGUUCAUUCUUUUAUGUUUUAACUGUCUUUGGGUCACUAGCUGAAUUGUAAUGAAGUAUCAGUCCAACUGCCAACCAGCCAUGUUUUGUUUGUUUGUGGAAUUUCUUUUGACCUGCUUAGGUCUUAUAAUGUGAAUAGUUGUGGAAUGAUUGUUGUAUUCACUUAAGAGAAGGAAAAAAAAAAAAAACACAAAACAAAACACGGACUUCUCAAACCUUCCUACCUACCGUACAGUACAUAUUGUGAUUAUUAUAAAAGCUUUUUAUCGUGCAAUAUGUAAUGUAAAGUUAUUGUGACUAUUUUAUUUGUGAUAUUAAAAUAGAUUUUAUUUUUACCAGAAAUAGAUUAGAGCAUUUAUAAGCAAUAAAUUGCAAAAAUGCAGUA
Messenger RNA from Chanos chanos (milkfish), 4076 nucleotides. It is a transcript of the gene snx25, whose product is annotated as sorting nexin 25. Gene Ontology annotation, cellular component: endosome. The record is from RefSeq and is a predicted model, not a curated record. Gene Ontology annotation, molecular function: phosphatidylinositol binding. The coding region runs from base 585 to 3482 and encodes 965 amino acids. Lineage: Eukaryota; Metazoa; Chordata; Actinopteri; Gonorynchiformes; Chanidae. The transcript has 19 exons.